Molecule: messenger RNA, 1812 nt
Organism: Fusarium oxysporum Fo47
Lineage: Eukaryota; Fungi; Ascomycota; Sordariomycetes; Hypocreales; Nectriaceae
Exons: 5
Coding region: 491-1558 (355 amino acids)
Source: RefSeq, a predicted model, not a curated record
UUUCACAAUGAUCGGCUGUUCUGACUCGUUGUGUAUUUUUUGCUUCUUUUUUUGCUUCUGCGAGCAAAGAAGAUCCUCAUUCUCGCAGGUUUAGAUUGGGCAACAAUACAACAAAGGGCGACUCGUUAGGCUUGACUCGACCGAAAUUGACAUCUGACAACGCUAAGUGAAUAUGUGUGUGUCUGACUGGUCGAUGGGAUGAUCGCCCACAAAGUUAGGGAGUCUUCCCCGGUGGCGUCGUAAAGCCACCCGGCGAUCCAGAACCCCUACCUCGCAACGCCCAGCUAGCGUUUCUCGUUAGUGAGAACGGGAGGUUUAUCUUGUGAGAAAUAUCCGGGGCGGGUUCGAGAUGCGAACUAACUUUAAAGCCCGCUGGUUCUGGAAUACUUUUCUUCUUACUUUGUACUGUGGUGCUCUGUUACUUCAUCCCUACGACAUCCCCUCAUGUGAACUGGUCUCCUUUUCGUUUUAGCAUCAUCGUUUCUUUAGCAUGGCCUCGUUGUAUGGCCGUGACGAGAACGCCGAUCGGAGCAGCGAGCUCAGUGCCACGACGACAAUUGUUCUCGUGCUGUCUGUUGUGUUUGUCGCUCUGCGAUUCUGGGCGCGAUAUGUGAGGAUUGGAUAUGGAACUGAUGACUGGUUGACUCUGGUAGCGCUGGUCUUUGUUUUCAUCACGGGGGGACUCAAUUAUGGCAUGAUUGCGCAUGGUCUUGGAAAGCAUGCGAAGCGCGUCUCGACAGAAGAUCAAAUAAUCUUCUUCAAGCUCCUCCUCGCCUUCGAAAACAUCUACGUCACGGCGGUGAUGCUCAUCAAACUCGCCCUUCUAUCGAUGUACCUGCGCAUCUUCCCAUCUCGAAACUUCCGAUUGGCCUCCGCCCUCAUCGCUGCUGUCGUGAUUGGUUGGUGGAUUGCGAUUUGCGCUGUGUGUAUAUUCCAGUGCCAUCCGAUCAAGAAGGCUUGGAUGCCCUGGAUUGAUGGGACUUGCAUCAACCUCAAGGCUUCGUUCAUUGGCAAUGCAAUUCCGAAUAUUGUAACAGAUAUUGCAAUUUUGUGUCUACCAGUCGGGCCGAUCAUCAAGUUGCAGGUGAACAUGGCGCAAAAGUUGUCGCUGUUGGUUAUCUUUUUGCUCGGCAGCUUUGUCUUGUUCGCCAGUAUAUAUCGAUUCACGACAAUCAUGCAAUUCGAUCCAGUGGAUACGACAUGGACCCUCGCUACAGCUUGCACCUGGUGUGUCGUCGAAGUAGCCUGCGGAACCAUCGCCCUCUGCCUCCCAACACUCCGACCACUAAUGCUUAUGAUCUCAUCGAAGUUCGAAAGCGUCACAUCCAGAAAAGAUGCAGUUGCUCGCACCGGAAUGCAAACAGAACUCGUCACAAUUGGAGGAACAGGUGGAAAGACAGGGCAUUUUCAUCGGAUAGAUGAUGCAUAUGAACCCAACUCAAGUCAAAGGGGACUUGCUACAAGUAAUGGAAGCAUACCGCAUGUUGAUCCGAGUGAUCGAGGAUCAGGUGAGGAAGUGUCGUUACACCAAGGGAAGAUUGAUCUUGGGCCCAGAUAAUUUACGCUCGAGUUGGGGAUUUGUAUCAUAGGGAAAGCUUAGCAAGCCUGGCAUAAUACCAUUUGAAUAUUCAAGCAUCAUCGCCAAUUGAGGCGCGACCAAUUGAGCGCUCAUCGUCUGGGAUUUGGUGGCUGAUGGAUCGUUUCAUGACAUUGGUACUGACGUUCUAGUCCACAUGAAGAACGUUGGCGCACGUGAGAAAAUUCCAGAUGAACCGCCUACAGCCAUGAAAUAUAAAUUGUCAAAGCGCUGUU